UCCCCCGCGCUUCUUGCGCCCGGCCUGGCCAUGGCUUCGAUCGCCCUGAUGCCGCUCCUGUUGCUGCUGCUGCAGCCUCCGCCCGCCACCCCCGCGCCGCCUGCCCGCGACCCCUUCGCCCUGCAGCUCGGGGACACGCAGAGCUGCCAGCUGCGGUGCCGAGACCGCUACCCUAAUCCGCAGCCCGCUCAGGAGGAGUUGGAGGAGGACCCCACUGAGUCCCGGAAAGCGAAUGCGCAUAAUAGGGCGGUCCUGAUCAGUGCUUGCGAGCGAGGCUGCCGCCUCUUCUCCAUCUGCCGAUUCGUGGCCAGGAGUUCCAAGCCCAAUGCCACACAGGCUGAGUGUGAAGCCGCCUGUGUGGAGGCCUAUGUGAAGGAGACAGAGCAGCAGGCCUGCAGCGAGGGCUGCUGGAGCCAGAAUCCAGAGCCGGAGCCCGAAGCCGAGCCUGAGCUGGAGCAGAAGAGAAAAGUCCUGGAAGCUCCAAGUGGGGCCCUCUCGCUCCUGGACUUGUUUUCCACCCUCUGCAAUGACCUUGUCAACUCGGCGCAGGGCUUCGUCUCCUCCACCUGGACAUACUACCUGCAGACUGACAAUGGGAAGGUGGUGGUGUUCCAGACCCAGCCUGUGGUAGAGAGCCUGGGGCACGAGGGGGCCCGUCUGCAGCGAGUGGAGGUGACCUGGCGGGGAUCCCACCCUGAGGCCUUGGAGGUGCAUGUUGACCCUGUAGGCCCCUUGGACAAGGUAAGGAAGGCCAAGAUUCGAGUCAAGACCAGCAGCAAGGCCAAGGUGGAGUCCGAUGAGCUGCAGGACAACGACUUCCUCAGUUGCAUGUCCCGGCGCUCCGGGCUUCCUCGCUGGAUCCUGGCCUGCUGCCUCUUUCUUUCCGUGCUGGUGAUGCUGUGGCUGAGCUGUUCCACCCUGGUGACCGCACCCGGCCAGCACCUCAAGUUCCAGCCCCUGUCUCUGGAGCAGCACAAGGGCUUUAUGGUAGAGCCAGACUGGCCCCUGUACCCUCCCCCGUCGCACGCCUUUGCAGACAAUCCCCCGCCCUACAAGCUGAAGCUGGACCUGACCAAGCUGUAGGCCUCCAUUGCCAAGUUCAGGAGCUCCUUGGGUCUCACUUGCCCAUUGCCUAGGAGUCCGGGUCAGGGUGGGACGGUCCUUGGGCUCCUCCUCUCCCCAAAUUCUUCUUCUCUUCCCAGUCCCGCCCCUCCCCCC
Molecule: messenger RNA, 1218 nt
Organism: Lagenorhynchus albirostris (white-beaked dolphin)
Lineage: Eukaryota; Metazoa; Chordata; Mammalia; Artiodactyla; Delphinidae
Gene: TMEM59L
Product: transmembrane protein 59 like
Exons: 8
Coding region: 31-1083 (350 amino acids)
Source: RefSeq, a predicted model, not a curated record